AUUUUCUCCUCAUUACAGUUCAAGCGCUUGCCAAGAUCAGUCCUGACGAGUUUCUCCCGCAGAAAAAAAAAACAAAAAUAGUCCCAAAUCACCUGCCCUCCGCCCGUUUAAAGUGCGCCCAAAGUGUAAUUUCGUGCAUUACGAGUGCUUUGACGAAUUGACCGCGUGCGUGUGUCGCGAUUUCGUGCGUGAAUUUGAGCCAAAAAAAGGCAGCGAAAAUGAUGGAAAAAUAUAAGUCCUCUUUGUACGAGUACAUGUAGCUGUGCGUGUGCUACCCACUGAGAGUGAGUUGAUGUGCGUGUGAGACCUGUGUUGACAAAUAUUCCACACUGGGAAAAAUAAGUAUGCAGAUGUUUAUUAUUAUGACUCAACUUGGCUAGCCAAAAUCGAAGAAGAAGAAGCAGAAGUUUCAGUGAAUGUGAGCAGGGAAUCAGGAAAACCUGAACGAGAAGCACAGUGCGUGAAUAAAGCCCUCUUCCGAUUGAGGAAGUGUGAAGGACUUGACUUGCUGUGUUGUGACUACUUUUGGAAGUGGUGCCCUUAACCAUCGCCCUCAAGGCUUAGAGCAGUGACUUAAAGCGGAACUUUGGACAAACUCUUCAAUCGCGCAGUGAAUUUACUUGCUAGCGGUACCUCCAGUUACCGCCCGUUCCGGAGAUCGACCCUGAUUAAAUGUGCCCCCAGCGAACGCAGAAUUGCAGCAGCCGCCGAAUCGCCAGCACCAAGAUAUUAAAAAAGAGACUCUGUGUUCACCCCGCCACCAUGUUCAGGAUCGCGCGCGUCAACAACAGUCUCAUAAGUCAGCGGUCCCCCAAGAUGGUCAAGUACUCAGCAGUUCCGCAGGUCUUCCCGGCUUUGCCCCAUCACUGUUAAGUCCGCAGAUCUCCGCUGUGUGGAGGGUCGUUCGUGUGCAUCAACCAUCAUCAGAGCACACCAACUAGCUUAGUUUUGUAAGCCAAAACGGCAUCGUUCGAGGGUGUAGAAAAUUGUUCAAAAUAACAUAACAAAUCGUAUAUUAGAAGCUACCUUAACCGUUACGUAAGCGUGCAAAGCAAACCAAACAUCUCUUCGAAACUCACCACACUCAUCGCCCAAAACAACACACUUAAUCGCCCAACGCCCCAAAAUGAAGCUGCUCGAGAGCACCAGCUUCGAGGCGAUCAACAACGCGCUGCACAUCCAAACCAGCGGCGACAGCGCCGUCAUCCACGGCAGAAUCGAGUCGUACUCGUGCAAGAUGGCCGGCAACGACAAGGCGCUGUACAAGCGCUUCACGUCCGAGCAGGCCCCGACCGACCUGCAGGCCCUGUCGCCGCCCCAAACGCUGCAGGAUCUGUCGCCGCAGAUCAUGCGCAGCUCGCUGUCCGGGGACGAGAGCGGCGCGACUCUGUGCGAUACCAUUUCGCGCAAGACGCUGUUCUAUCUGAUCGCGACGCUCAACUCGGCGUUCGAGCCGGACUACGACUUUAGCGAUGCGAAGAGUCACGAGUUCAGCAAGGAACCGUCCCUGCAGUGGGUUCUCAACUCGAUCGAGAGUAACCUGUCGGCCGUGGCCGGAGAUCAGUACCACAAGAUUCGUACCGCGCUGUGGUCCACCAUCGAGGACGAGAUCUCGCUGAACGAUUGCGACAUCUACAGCUACAAUCCGGACCUCAACUCGGACCCGUUCGGCGAGCCGGGCUGUCUGUGGUCGUUCAACUACUUUUUCUACAACAAAAAGUUGAAGCGCAUCGUAUUUUUCACCUGCCGGGCCAUCAACUCGGUUUACGCCGACUCCGGCUUUAGCAGCGAUUUCGCGAUGGAAGAUGACGAGUGUUACUAAAGUGCGAUGAUAGCGGGAGCAGCUACAACUGUAGUUUUUUGAUGAAAACGCAUGAUUUUUUUUUUCAACCGCAAUUUUAAGAAAGAUAGAGCAAUUAAGGCGAAGGGAUUCUAACACACACCUGCAAAGUUUUUUCAAGUGAAGGUUUUUUUUUCUAUAUAUUUUUUUUCUUCGUUUAGAGUUAGAGAGUUGUUUGUUUUCUUUGCGAGGGCGAAAAGCCGGACUUUUUUUUGCUGAAAAUGACACCGAAAGGAAAGGAAAAAGGAAAUACUUAACCACCAUAGGCUAUCAAUGUUUGCUAAAGAAAGCACGAUUAUAAUUAUUACAGAUAUAUAUAUAUAUAUAUAUAAAGAGUAACAAGUAACAAUGGAACAAUUUUGAACAAUUUUUGUAACACACCACACAGCACAGCACCGUUACGUGAAGGCAGGUGAGAGCUGCGGCGUGAGAAUUUACGUAACCGGUGAGUGCGCGAUGCUGGCAAUGUGUAGCCAACUGGAACAGCAAACGGCGCGGGGUGAGGAGCAAACAGUUUUUAGAUGUUUAAGGCAAAUAUAAUUAACGAAAUAAAAAGCAAAGCAUGAUGCAUUGAUGACGGCCAGGAUAUGCACCUCCGGCAAUGCAACGUGUGUGUGAGGUGGUGGGCAAUGACCCUCUUUAUGAAGAAUUAAACGUUGAAAUUGUUUCGAAAUGGAAGGAUGCACACACAUCAUGCACAUGCAAUUUACACAAACAUAUAAAUAUUACAAGGUACAUUACAGAACCGCGCGCGCCCGCGUUUGCGACUGCGAUGGAGCGAAAUUUGGGGCUCAUUCCGGUGUUGUUUUUCACGAAAAAGAAUAAAAAACAAUAAUUGCAAAAAAAAAACAAUCCUCGGAAGUGGUUCCAGAUUUCGUUCCAGCUCGCGGUCACCAGUUGGUGAGAUUGCCCCUGUUUUUGUCUGGCAGAGAGUUGCUUUUCCGAACGUGAAAAGCUUCCCCCCAGUUGGAAUCUUCUGGGCGGAACAUUCACUGGCAAACAUUAACAGUUUAAAAGUACACUCAGUGAGAUAGGGCGGUAGAGAACUUUUCGAUCCCUCCAAAGCGGGGGGAGCCGCACGUGAGAACUAUCUGAUUGACUGUACUCUGUGAUAUUAGCUCGUAGGAAGAAGAGAGAAAACUCGUAGUUUUUAAUCGCAAAGUUUUUAUGCUUCAAAUGGAUGUGAAAUUUUUCUCUAUACUUAUACAAAUUACAGCACAGAUUGCUGUUUUCCCUUACUGAACAAAAUUAUUAACAAAACGUUUCAAUUGCUUUGAUGGAAAACCAAAAGCGAAAAAAACUGCUCAGUUGAUCUUGGGUGAACCGGAAAACUCGAAAGAUGGCGAUGGCACCGCACAACUCAUUUUAAACAUCAUCAUUAGCGAUUUCUGAAGUACAAAUUACAUAUUGUGAUAGGUAGCUUUAGGAGUAACAUUUGCGGGAGUCAUUCGCGAAAAGGAUUAAGGUUUGGCUCAGCUGGAAAGAUUGCUAGAACCGUCCGGUUCACCGUUUAGUAAAAGUUUGAAAUUUAAAGCUAUACCUUUUUUAAAUAUUUUUUUCCAAGCUAAAAUAAUUAUGAAUUUAAAUUUAUCGAAAUAUGUCAGCUCAUCACGAACGAAAAAUAAACUGUCAAUCGAGUAAAUUUCAACUAAACCCCUAACUCUUACGAUAAACUAACAGCUAUAGUAAAAGCAAUAGAAAUCCCGAAAAAAAAGCGAACGGAAAUUCCCCAAGAAAAAAAAAAAACAUGCAAAAGGCACAUCAUUAGACAGACCGAAAGCGUUGUCCCAAAUCGAUUCCAACCAACGUGCGUCACGUGCCGAAAAACAAAAACCCCCCGGUUGCGAGAUAGUGUUAGUUUUGCUAUGCUUUUCGAUAAAUAGGGCAACAAGCGGUUAUUUCGACAAAGGGUGCAAACUUGACGAUGUCCCAGAUUAACUACCCUCGGUGGAGAUGCCCUAAAUUUCGAUAAAUUUCCUAUCCAAGAACUGAAUACGUCCAAAUUGGGUGAGCUGCAUAGAUAGCAUCGCUAUUGUUAGUUCUGCUGUGCUUUCCGUCGCCGCAAAAGGACUAGUUGACUAGUGGUUGUUUCGACUUUAGGGCAUCUCCACCUUGAGUAGUUAUUUAUGCUUCAAACUGAAGAAAUCGGUGGCAAUUUUUGCUACCAACCUGAAAGAGUUGUAUUAUUAACGCUUAGCAAAAUAAAAUCCUAAACGCAUCGAAGCAACCUUAAAUCACGACUAACUACCCUCGGUGGAGAUGCCCUCAAAGUCGAUAAAUUUCCCAACCAAACUCCAAAUAGGCCCAAAUUAGGGUGCUCCGCAUAGAUAGCAGCGCUCUAACCCCUUAAGCUGCGGCGGCGAACAGAAAGUGAGAAACGUUUCAGAUAAAACGCAACAAAAAAUAAAUAAAACUGAAUGUCGACAGCCUUCCGCGCGGUGCAACCCGCCCCGAUUGCUUUAUCGAUAUCUCGUGCAACGCGGCCGGCACACGCCGAUCGACCGACCGGCGUCCAAUUUCACUUUCCGUUUCUCUCUCCGUCUGUUUGUGUGUGUGUUUUUGGUCAGCUUGAUUGACGUGAAAGCAAGGUAAAAGGCAUAAUGAAUAUUUGGUAUAAAAAUGCGAAAAAAAAAUGUUUUCUUUAAAUUACUUUUGCUUGUUUCAAAUUUUGAUUUGAUACACAUUUUAAAAAUUUCGAAACAAACAGCUAUUUUGUGAAAUAUUCAUCAUGCUAAAUAAAAAAAAGAUGAAAAAUUUUAACAGCAAAAAACCUGAUCUCAUUCAACAAGUUGCAAGUUAUGUUCAAGCGUGAUUCCUUUGUUUCUCGAAAUAACCCAACUUAUUGACAUACCGGCAGAAGGUUCCAGUUGCAUUCGUCACGUUCAAUUUGACCAGCGAUUAAGGUGAAGCUGACACACCAAGCACCGUCGUGGUUGUUGUGUACGGUUGAGAAUGCCCGUGUGGACGCGCCGAGAUAAGCAAAAUGUCCAACUGAUAAGCACCAGUUGUAUGCUGGUUUCGGAAAAGGCGCCAAAGUAGCAAGUGACCGGUAGGUCGGUUUGUAACUCAUUCGAAUUUAUCUUUGACCGUCGAAUUUAGGGACUUCCGGUCAAGUUGCGGGGAUGGCGUUUUCGGCAAGCGAUUGGUCUGUCUUAGAUGUGUUUGUGGCUGUUUUGUUUUGAAAACUAUUUUUUAUUAUUUUUAUUUAAUUUUAAGCAAGUUAGAAGUUUACUCUUUCUUGAAGUAUAGUUCUCUGUUUAAACUUGCAAUGAUUAUCAUGACCUAUGAAUUAAAGAAAAUCAGUGAGUUAUACUUCAAGGAAGCAUAACUACGCCCACUAACAUUGAAGUUGUUCUGAACUGACUGUACUCAACUCAACUGUGGAGUGGACUUGAACUUAUUUCUUUUUUUUCAUAAAGUUGAUUGCAAACAAUGUAAUAAGCAAAUAAAAAUAACAUUAUUCGACUUAAACAAGAGUAUGUUAAAUGCAAAAAAAAAAAUACAUAUGAUGUUGUUUCAAUGAAUAACAAAUUCUCUGUAGUAGAAAUAAUAUCUUGUAGAAACGUAAGAAAUUACAUAUAUUACAUUAUCAACUACCUUAAAACCAAUAAAAACUGCUAAAAAAGCA
Culex quinquefasciatus (southern house mosquito) is the source of this 5468-nucleotide messenger RNA. RefSeq names its product repressor of RNA polymerase III transcription MAF1 homolog (gene Maf1). Gene Ontology annotation, biological process: negative regulation of transcription by RNA polymerase III. Bases 1127 to 1822 code for a protein of 231 amino acids. Gene Ontology annotation, cellular component: nucleus. The record is from RefSeq and is a predicted model, not a curated record. Gene Ontology annotation, molecular function: RNA polymerase III core binding. Lineage: Eukaryota; Metazoa; Arthropoda; Insecta; Diptera; Culicidae. The transcript is spliced from 3 exons.